AUGUUUUUGCGAUACCUGCCUCUUUCCAAUACCCGAGGACGACUGAAGAAAGUCACCAUUCUUGCAACAUUGGCUGUGCUCAUAAUACUACGCAGUAUUGAAUUAUUGCAAAGCUUAAUGAACAUUCGCCCAUCAAUCCCAAAUGAUGAGCAGCCGCAUUACCUUCAUCGCUCAAAGUUCCGCACUAAUCCAGAUAUGGAGUACGAGUCACAUCUGUCCAGUGCUAUGCGUAUAAUUGAAAGGAAGGAACAAUACAUAUAUGGGGAUGAUGAAGCGUCGGAUAUUCUAUGGCAAAUGCUCUUAGAAGACAAGCUCACUCAUGAGAAUCGAGGCCAGGAUUCUCUACUAAUGGAAGAGCGGAAUGCUGAAUGGAUAUAUAAGGUGAGCAUGACGAGUAAUGCCGAAGCCAACUUUGGAAGCCUCGCCACCCUCUACCACUCUUACCCUCAUUUCGUUCAACGAAGCGACCUUUUACGAUAUCUUAUCCUAUGGUAUUUCGGUGGAUAUUACGCGGAUAUGGAUGUAAUACCAUCUCGCAGCAUUAAAGAUUGCCCGGCGAUUCAAGAAUCAACAGAGAGAAACAACUCUGAUAUCUCUCUCAUUCUUGGUAUUGAAAUCGAUGAGCCCUUUGCUUCAUCCCAGGAAAUGAAGUUCUGGCACUGGGUCCGGCGUUAUGGGUUUGCCCAAUAUACGAUGUACGCAGCCCGUCGGUUCAGUCCUUUGCUCCGGGAGGUGAUUGUUCGAGUGAUAUCGCAUACGAACAGACAUUUAGAUGAAAGCAACAUUUUCUUGGGCCCGCAAUACAAUGAAAUGACCACACUUGAGCUUACUGGUCCGGGCGUCUUCACUGAUGCCAUUCUAGACGUAUUGUCCGAUUCAUUACCCGACUUCCAUCCACUUGUGACGAAGUCUAUCAAUGCUGAUAUUGGUAUUGGAGACUUAGAUUCGCCCAAACAACGAGUCUCAUGGGCGCCCUUCCAUCGUCUUCAGCAGCCUUUCUGUGUAGAAGGAUCAGAAACUAGGUCAGGGAAAGAUUUCGGUGGACUAUGCAUUUUACCUGUUAACGUUUGGGCAAAUGGACAACGGCAUAGUAACUCGAGGUUUCAAUACUGCUAA
Penicillium malachiteum is the source of this 1116-nucleotide messenger RNA. RefSeq lists its product as uncharacterized. Bases 1 to 1116 code for a protein of 371 amino acids. NCBI's taxonomy places the organism in Eukaryota, Fungi, Ascomycota, Eurotiomycetes, Eurotiales, Aspergillaceae. The transcript is spliced from 2 exons. Gene Ontology annotation, molecular function: alpha-1,6-mannosyltransferase activity. Gene Ontology annotation, cellular component: mannan polymerase complex. The record is from RefSeq and is a predicted model, not a curated record. Gene Ontology annotation, biological process: protein N-linked glycosylation.